AUGUCUGAUAAAUAUAAUAGGCCAUCAGAGCCUGCUCCAGCUUAUGGAACUUACCCAAAUCAAAACCAGCAAGGAUUUAACGGGGACGGACCCCCACCAAGCUCACAGGAGGGAAACCAAUAUCAGUUUAGACAAGAUCAAUACUAUAAUUUGAAUGCCGAAGGUGAUGGUGCUCCAAUUGGUACUUUUGAAGAGAAGUUUCCAGUUGAAGGAGAAGGAAACAAACCAAAAUGGAAUGACUGGCCAUUUAUUAUCUUCUUUUUGGCUUGUGUAUUAGCCUUUAUUGCUUUGGCUGUCAUUACUCUUAGAGCGUGGGCCAACCAUUACCAUGCUAGAGGAACUGGUGUUUACGGUGGCUCUAACACCGGUACUUUAAAUACAAAUUCAGCAAUCAUGUUGGUUGUUUCAUGUAUGAUCGCUCUUGUGUUUUCUUUCCUUGGUUUUGUGUUAGCCAGAAUGUUCCCCAGAUUUUUUAUCAUUGCAGGUAUUAUACUAAACAUUAUUUCAGGCUUGGCAACUGCGGUGAUGUAUCUAUCAUUGAAGUACUAUUCUGCAGGAAUUGUGUUCAUUGUUUUUACUGUCAUGUGUGCAUUCUGUUUCUGGGGUAUGAGAAGUAGAAUUCCAUUUUCAGUGUGUGUUUUAACUACAGUGAUGGAUGUCAUGAAGCAAUUCCCUCAGACAUGGAUAGUAACUUUGCUUGGUAGUAUUGUCGGCUCUGCCUUUUCUGUGCUUUUCUCAGCCGUUAUUGUUGCAACUUACAUGAAAUAUGAUAAUAAGACCAAUAACCCCGGUUGUAAUACUAGCGGUGGUUCUUGUUCAAACUCUAAGUUGAUUGGAAUAUUAGUAGUAGUAUUUUUUUGCGGAUAUUACAUCGCAGAAGUGAUCAGAAAUGUCAUUCAUUGCACGGUUAGUGGAAUAUUUGGAACCUGGUAUUACUUUUCCAAAUCAGACCAAGGUAUGCCAAGGUUUUCAGCAUUUGGUGCUCUUAAAAGAGCUCUUACUUAUUCUUUUGGUUCAAUUUGCUUCGGGUCUUUAAUUGUCGCUAUCAUUGAAACAGCCAAGGCAGUUCUUAGACUUUUAGUAGAUGGGGUUGCUGGAGGAGGUGCCGACAGCGGGUGGGUGCAAUGUAUCGCGCUACUUGCUAAUUUUAUCUUUAGCUUCUUAGAGUGGUUGACUCGUUACUUUAAUCACUAUGCUUAUGUCUUCAUUGCACUUUAUGGUAAGCCAUACUUAAGGGCUGCAAAGGAAACUUGGCACAUGAUUAGGGAGAAGGGUAUUGACGCAUUGAUAAAUGAUAAUUUGAUAAAUGUUGCCUUGGGAUUCUACACAUUCUUCACUUGUUAUAUUACAGCUCUUUUCGCUUACCUUUACUUGAGAUAUACAAAGCCUGAUUACAACCAUGAUAAUGCCUACACUCCAGCAUUAAUGGCUUUUGCGUUCGUUAUUGCAAUGGAAAUAUCGAAUAUUGCAACCGAAACAAUCAGAUCAGGCACUGCAACUUUCUUUGUGGCUUUAGGUAACGAUCCAGAGGUCUUCCAUCUUUCUUAUCCGGAGAGAUUCGAUGAAAUAUUUAGGAGCUAUCCAGAUGUGUUGAAGAAGUUAUCUCACCAAAAUGUCUAA
This is a messenger RNA of Kluyveromyces marxianus DMKU3-1042, 1620 nucleotides long. It is a transcript of the gene PNS1, whose product is annotated as Pns1p. Gene Ontology annotation, cellular component: plasma membrane. Gene Ontology annotation, molecular function: transmembrane transporter activity. Gene Ontology annotation, biological process: transmembrane transport. The record is from RefSeq and is a predicted model, not a curated record. The transcript has a single exon. NCBI's taxonomy places the organism in Eukaryota, Fungi, Ascomycota, Saccharomycetes, Saccharomycetales, Saccharomycetaceae. The coding region runs from base 1 to 1620 and encodes 539 amino acids.